CGCGUAGCUCACUGCGCAUGUGCGUUGCCGGGGUAGCGCAGGGAGACAAGGUGGCUCGAGGAGUUAGGCCUGUUGCUGAGGCAGGGAGCAGGGGCCCGAGGCGUGAGGGAAACCGCUAUGAGGGCCGUGUUGACGUGGAGAGAUAAAGCCGAGCAGUGUGUAUAUGACCUCGCAUUUAAGCCCGACGGAACCCAACUGAUUUUGGCUGCAGGAAACAGAUUACUGGUUUACGACACGUCUGAUGGCACCUUACUUCAGCCCCUAAAGGGACACAAAGAUACUGUGUACUGUGUGGCAUAUGCGAAGGACGGCAAGCGCUUUGCUUCUGGAUCAGCUGACAAAAGUGUUAUUAUCUGGACGUCAAAAUUGGAAGGCAUUCUGAAGUACACGCACAAUGAUUCUAUCCAGUGUGUCUCCUACAACCCUGUUACCCACCAGCUGGCGUCCUGUUCCUCCAGUGACUUUGGCUUAUGGUCUCCUGAACAGAAGUCUGUCUCUAAGCACAAAUCUAGCAGCAAGAUCACCUGCUGCAGCUGGACAAAUGACGGUCAGUACCUGGCUCUGGGGAUGUUCAGCGGGGUCAUCAGCAUACGGAACAGAAACGGGGAGGAGAAGGUGAAGAUUGAGCGGCCAGGGGGCUCCCUCUCCCCGCUGUGGUCCAUCUGCUGGAGCCCUUCAAGAGAGGAACAUAAUGACAUCCUGGCUGUAGCUGAUUGGGGACAGAAGCUUUCCUUCUACCAGCUGAGUGGAAAACAGAUUGGGAAGGAUCGGUCACUGAACUUUGAUCCCUGCUGCCUCAGCUACUUUACUAAAGGGGAGUACAUUUUGCUGGGGGGGUCAGACAAGCAAGUAUCCCUUUUCACCAAGGAUGGAGUGCGCCUCGGGACUGUUGGGGAGCAGAACUCCUGGGUGUGGACGUGUAAAGUGAAACCCGAUUCCAACUAUGUGGUGGUAGGCUGCCAGGAUGGCACCAUUUCCUUCUACCAGCUUAUUUUCAGCACAGUCCACGGACUCUACAAGGACCGAUAUGCCUACAGGGAUAGCAUGACUGAUGUCAUCGUGCAGCACCUGAUCACCGAGCAGAAAGUUCGGAUUAAAUGCAAAGAGCUUGUCAAGAAAAUUGCCAUCUACAAAAAUCGAUUAGCUGUCCAGCUGCCCGAGAAAAUCCUCAUCCACGAGUUGUAUUCAGAUGACUCGUUGGACAUGCGGUACCGGAUGAAGGAGAAGAUUGUUAGGAAGUUCGAAUGUAACCUCCUGGUGGUGUGUGCCGACCACAUCAUCCUCUGCCAGGAAAAGCGGCUGCAGUGCCUGUCCUUCAGCGGAGUGAAGGAGCGGGAGUGGCAGAUGGAGUCUCUCAUUCGCUACAUCAAGGUGAUCGGCGGCCCCCCAGGAAGGGAGGGUCUGUUAGUCGGCCUGAAGAACGGACAGAUCCUGAAGAUCUUUGUGGACAGUCUCUUUGCCAUCGUCCUGCUAAAGCAGGCCACAGCCGUGCGCUGCCUGGACAUGAGCGCCUCCCGCAACAAGUUGGCCGUGGUGGAUGAAAACGACACGUGCCUGGUGUAUGACAUCCACACCAAGGAGUUGCUAUUUCAGGAGCCGAACGCCAACAGUGUGGCCUGGAACACCCAGUGUGAGGACAUGCUCUGCUUCUCUGGAGGCGGCUACCUCAACAUCAAGGCCAGCACUUUCCCCGUGCACCAGCAGAAGCUGCAGGGCUUCGUGGUCGGCUACAACGGCUCCAGGAUCUUCUGCCUCCACGCCUUUUCUAUGUCGGCCGUGGAGGUGCCACAGUCUGCUCCGAUGUACCAGUACCUGGAUAGGAAGAUGUUCCGAGAAGCCUACCAGAUUGCUUGCUUGGGCGUGACAGACACUGACUGGCGCGAGCUGGCCAUGGAAGCUUUAGAAGGAUUGGAGUUUGAAACAGCAAAGAAGGCCUUCACCAGAGUACAAGACCUCCGGUAUUUAGAGCUCAUCAACAGCAUUGAGGAGAGGAAGAAGCGGGGAGAGACCAACAAUGACCUGUUUCUGGCAGAUGUGUUUUCCUACCAGGGGAAGUUCCACGAGGCCGCCAGACUGUACAAGAGGAGCGGGCACGAGAACCUCGCGCUCGACAUGUACACAGACCUCCGCAUGUUCGAGUACGCCAAGGAUUUCCUUGGAUCUGGAGACCCCAAAGAAACAAAGAUGCUAAUCACCAAACAGGCCGACUGGGCUCGAAAUAUCAACGAGCCCAAAGCCGCCGUGGAGAUGUACAUCUCGGCGGGCGAACACGGCAAGGCCAUAGAGAUCAGCGGCGACCACGGCUGGGUUGACACGCUCAUCGACAUUGCCCGUAAGCUGGACAAGGCCGAGCGGGAGCCCCUGCUGAUGUGCGCCCACUACUUCAAGAAGCUGGAUAACCCUGGCUAUGCUGCCGAGACCUACCUGAAGAUUGGUGACCUGAAGUCCUUGGUUCACCUGCACGUGGACACCCAGCGCUGGGAUGAGGCCUUCGCCUUGGGUGAGAAGCAUCCCGAGUUUAAGGAUGACAUCUACGUGCCCUACGCUCAGUGGCUAGCAGAGAACGAUCGUUUUGAGGAAGCCCAGAAAGCGUUCCACAAGGCCGGGCGGCAGGGGGAAGCAGUCAGGGUGCUGGAGCAGCUCACACACAAUGCCGUGGUCGAGAGCAGAUUUAAUGACGCUGCCUAUUAUUACUGGAUGCUGUCCAUGCAGUGCCUCGAUAUAGCUCAAGACCCUGCCCAGAAGGACGUGAUGCUCGGCAAGUUCCACCACUUCCAGCACUUGGCUGAGCUGUACCACGGCUACCACGCCAUUCAGCGGUACACGGAGGAGCCGUUCAGUUUCCACCUUCCCGAAACGCUCUUCAACAUCUCCAGGUUCCUGCUGCACAGCCUGACCAAGGACACUCCCCUGGGCAUCUCUAAAGCGAACACGCUCUUCACUCUAGCCAAACAGAGCAAAGCACUGGGUGCCUACAAGCUGGCCCGGCACGCCUAUGACAAACUGCAGGGCCUGCACACCCCGGCCAGGUUCCAGAAGUCCAUUGAGCUGGGCAGCCUGACCAUCCGCUCCAAGCCCUUCCAGGACAGCGAGGAGCUGGUGCCCUUGUGCUACCGCUGCUCCACCAACAACCCGCUGCUAAACAACCUGGGCAACGUUUGCAUCAAUUGCCGCCAGCCCUUCGUCUUCUCAGCCUCUUCCUAUGAGGUGCUGCACCUGGUUGAAUUCUACCUGGAGGAGGGGAUUACUGAUGAAGAAGCCGUCUCCCUAAUUGACCUGGAGGCGCCAAGACACAAGCGUGAGAAUAAAUGGCAAGAGAUCGCAAGCAACACUUCCCAGACUCUGAGGCUGGACGAGACCCUGGACUCCAUGGGAGACGAUGACCCCUUCACAGCCAAGCUGAGCUUCGAGGUACCUUGCCUGCUGCCUGCAGCUCAUGUGUGGUUCCCAGUUUCUCGUCUCCACUGCUUUUCCAUUUCCCAGAUGUCCCCUUAGGGAGGCCAGGCAUCUGGGAGGAACACAGGUGUCCCUCAGCGGCCAAGGCCAAGGCCAGGGCUCCGAGUUGGGAGAAAGACUCGGCCAUCCUUAGGCCCUCCCCACUCUCACAUGCAUUCCAUGGGCUGUCUGGAGUGGACUUGCCCCUGACCCUGUGCUUUCUGUACCUGCCCUUAAACCAGGAGGGCUGGGCAAAUGUGAUGCACCUUUGAACUUCAUUUAGGAAAAAAAGGGGCCUCAGACCUUCUCCCCCUCCCUCCCAGUCCUCAGACAAAGGUGGCCUGGAUGUGGUGUUUCUAGUCCCGACUCACUGCCAAGCCACCUGCCCUUGGAAGGUCAGUGGUCCCCACCAAGCUUGGGGCUGCUGAGCGCCCAGAGCUGCGGCCUGGGGUCCCGGCCGUUUCUCCUCAGAUGUUCCACUCAGAGGACUACGAGCUGCUGGUGCUUCAGCACACCUGCUGCCCCUACUGCCGGAGGCGCAUCGACGACCCCAGCCCUUGACCCGCAGCCUCGGGACCACCUGCCCCCUCCCGGCCGCCUUGCAGGCAGCUGGGCUAUCGAAGGAAGAGUUAAACUGUCAGAAUGUGUCUUCUGCCCAGAUCAAGUUUGAACUCUAGGGAGGGGCCUUGUGUAACCACGGAAUUCCUAUUUAUGGCAUUUCAUGCCUUGUAAAUACUGCCAGGAGAGGGAGAAGAGAAUGUACAUAUAUUUUCUAAGAAAAAAAAAUCUGUUACUUUCAGAACGGCUCUGAGUUGUUCACGGCAGCCUGCUGGAGUCCACAGAUCUGUCAGACCAUUAACAUGUACACUUUGUGAACAGAUUGCCUCAAUAAUUACAAAUAAAAGGGCUACUUAUUUUCAUCA
Molecule: messenger RNA, 4358 nt
Organism: Orcinus orca (killer whale)
Lineage: Eukaryota; Metazoa; Chordata; Mammalia; Artiodactyla; Delphinidae
Gene: IFT122
Product: intraflagellar transport 122
Exons: 28
Coding region: 118-3495 (1125 amino acids)
Biological process (GO): intraciliary retrograde transport; protein localization to cilium; non-motile cilium assembly
Cellular component (GO): intraciliary transport particle A; non-motile cilium
Molecular function (GO): protein binding
Source: RefSeq, a predicted model, not a curated record